Echinostoma caproni is the source of this 204-nucleotide messenger RNA. The record is from the annotation of a GenBank genome assembly. Lineage: Eukaryota; Metazoa; Platyhelminthes; Trematoda; Plagiorchiida; Echinostomatidae.
AUGUCUAUCAUUUCUCCGACCUCAUUGUCCGUCACUUCCAACAGACCGCAACACCUAGUAUCUGGAAUGAAUCAGUUCCUUCAGUCGUUGGAUAUCACUUUUCGUCGAGAUCCAACCAACGCCAGACCACGAAUCAACAAAUUGAAUUCGGUGAAAGAUGUGGACCAGAAGAAGUGCGGAAACUAUUUCUUCUUGGAAGACUAA